UUAACAAGUUACAAAUUAUAAUUGAAUACUAAACCAUUAAUGGAUUACGAUAGAGAAAAAGAGCUCAAGACUUUCGAUGAGUCAAGAGCCGGUGUGAAAGGGCUAGUGGACACAGGAACACUAACCCAACUCCCAAAAAUCUUUGUCCGACCACCAGACGAGAUUGCAAAUGAUUUGGACACUUGGCAACCAACAUCGUUAGAUUGUCCGGAGAUCCCGCUAGUGGAUCUCCGGACCAUCUUCGAAAACGAUCGCGAAGGACGAGAUGAGAUUGUGCGACAAAUCCAAAAGGCUUCCGAAACUUGGGGCUUCUUUCAGGUGAUCAAUCACGGGAUCCAAAGCUGCGUUCUUGAAGGAAUGAUCGAUGGCGUUCGAGCCUUCCACGAGCAAGAUGUGGAGGCGAAGAAAGCGAUUUACAGCCGUGAUCGCUCGAAGAAGGUGAGGUUUGAAAGCAACGUUGACUUGUAUAAGACGCGGUCGGCAAAUUGGAGGGACACCAUGACCAUUAGUAGGGUCACUCCUGAAGAUCAUGAUCUUAGUGAAGUUCCAGAAAUAUGCAGAGAUAGGAUGUUGGACUAUAUUAAAUGUAUACGAACAUUGGGUGAGACUCUGCUCGAGCUAUUAGCGGAGGCUCUUGGACUAAAAGAGAAUCAUUUGAGGGAGCUUGAUUGCUCAAGGAAUCAAACCAUAGUUUGUCAUUACUAUCCAGCUUGUCCAGAGCCAGAUCUAACUCUUGGAGCCAGUAGACACACUGAUCCAUCAUUUUUCACAGUUCUACUCCAAGACCAACUCGGCGGCCUACAGGUUCUGCACCAAGAUCGUUGGAUUGAUGUUAAGCCCAUUUCGGGUGGUCUCAUAGUCAACAUAGGCGAUCUUCUCCAGAUUUUAUCCAACGACAAGUUCAAGAGUGUAGAUCAUAGGGUGGUGGCUAGUUAUGUUGGGCCACGAAUAUCAACUGCUUGCUUCUUCAAUGGUGUUGCGGACCCUCCAAAGGUUUAUGGUCCUAUAAAAGAGCUAAUAUUUGACGGAGAUCUUCCUUUAUACAAGGAAUUCACAGUUAAGGAUUAUAUUAUCAAAUUCUUUUCUAGAUCGAUUGGAGAAUCUGGUUUAGAUCAGUUUAGAAUGUAAUAAAAAUGACAUGAAUGAACUGGAAAUAAAUGGGCUAAAAGUGUGCUUAUAUACAUUAACUCUUAAAACAUAUCAAAUUGGUUUUGUUAUUAUUGUAGUUUAUGUAUGUUUUUUAUACAAUUAAUUAAUGUCCUUGUUUUGCAAAUAAAUAUGUAAUAAGCUACUUUUAUAUGUAAC
Molecule: messenger RNA, 1305 nt
Organism: Impatiens glandulifera
Lineage: Eukaryota; Viridiplantae; Streptophyta; Magnoliopsida; Ericales; Balsaminaceae
Product: 1-aminocyclopropane-1-carboxylate oxidase homolog 1-like
Exons: 3
Coding region: 40-1128 (362 amino acids)
Source: RefSeq, a predicted model, not a curated record